Messenger RNA from Betta splendens (Siamese fighting fish), 6570 nucleotides. Its product is annotated as phosphofurin acidic cluster sorting protein 1-like. The coding region runs from base 388 to 3096 and encodes 902 amino acids. NCBI's taxonomy places the organism in Eukaryota, Metazoa, Chordata, Actinopteri, Anabantiformes, Osphronemidae. Gene Ontology annotation, molecular function: transmembrane transporter binding. The transcript has 24 exons. Gene Ontology annotation, biological process: protein localization to plasma membrane. The record is from RefSeq and is a predicted model, not a curated record.
AGCUCUCCGCUCUCUCCUCGUUGUCACUUGAGUCACAGAGAUUUCCGCUUCCUGCACCGAUAAACAAGCAGCGCACUUCGCGCCGAGGCAGACACGGACACAGAGGGGACCCACGCCCGCGCGGACGCGGGGGAUUUGGCGCCUGGCCCCCCGACGACUGCGAUGUUUUCACCGUCGCGCGGCGAUUAGCUGCGAAGUGACCGCGCCGCCGGAGCGUUGAACGCGCGCGCGCGCCUGCUGGAAGGACCGAGGCGGAGGACGGCGCGCGGACGGCGGCUCGGAUAAUAAAGGAAGGGCAGCGCGCCGCACGCACGCAGGGAAGCCCCGCGACGGCGCAUUCCUCCCGCUAGCUCCGACGCGCAGACCACGCCGUCUCCAGCCGCCGGCAUGUCGGAGCGAGGAGGGCUGCCGCGGACCGGGGGCGCCCCUUCGCCCCACAUGCAGCCCUCCAAGCCGGUCAGCAUCACCUCCAACCGGCCGGUCCACAUGAACCUGUACGCCACCUGGGAGGUGGACCGCUCCUCGCCCAGCUGCGUGCCGAGGCUCUUCAACCUGACCCUGAAGAAGCUGAUCAUGCUGAAGGAGCUGGAUAAAGACCUCACGUCUGUGGUCAUUGCUGUCAAACUGCAGGGCUCCAAGCGAAUCCUGCGCUCCAACGAGAUCCUGCUGGCUUCAGCAGGUCUGACGGAGACAGACCUGCAGCUCACCUUCUCCCUGCAGUACCCGCACUUCCUGAAGCGAGAUGCAAACAAGCUUCAGAUCAUGCUGCAGCGGCGGAAGCGAUACAAGAACCGCACCAUCCUGGGCUACAAGACUCUGGCGCUGGGACUCAUCAACAUGGCCGAGGUGAUGCAGCAUCCUAGUGAGGGAGCCCAGGUCCUGGGGCUCCACAGCCAGCUGAAGGACGCCUCGGUGCCCGUCGCUGAGAUCAGAGUCUACUCCCUGUCCAGCCAGCCCAUCGACCACGAGGGACCCAAGGCCAAGAUGUCUGAUCGAUCUCCAGACAUCGACAACUACUCUGAGGAAGAGGAAGAGAGCUACUCGUCAGAGCAGGAGGGCAGCGAUGACCCUAUACAUGGACAGUAUCUGGACGAUGAUGAGGAGGAGGUGAGGAAGAAGAAGCCGAGGCGUAAGCUGCCGUCCAACGCCGCCAUCACCAGACAACCAAACAUCAAGCAGAAGUUCGUGGCGCUGCUGAAAAGGUUUAAAGUCAGCGAUGAGGUCGGCUUUGGCUUGGAGCACGUGUCCAGGGAGCAGAUCCAGGAGGUGGAGGAGGACCUGGACGAGCUCUACGACAGUCUGGAGAUGUACAAUCCCAGUGACAGCGGGCCGGAGCUGGAGGAGACCGACAGCAUCCUCAGCACACCCAAGCCCAAGCUGAGGCCGUUCUUCGAGGGGAUGUCUCAGUCCAGCUCACAGACGGAGAUCGGCAGCCUGAACAGCAAGGGCAGUUUGGGCCGCGACACUUUCAGCCCACAGGGGGAGCAGCCUCCUCUGGAGAAGAUGAAAACCUCUCGCAGCCGCAACCUGGAGGAGGCCCUGUCUGAGACGGACACGCUGGAGCUGCCUGACCAGGAGCUGUUCCCUGAGGGCCCCUCCAUCACCGUGUCUGUGGCAGAGAAGCCGCGUACGCCCAUGAAGAGCAGCAAAAGUGAAACGCACAGCAUGCCGUCACCAAGGCUGGAUGGAGGCCACACGCCCCGACAGAAGCGCAUCAACACGCCCAUGAAGGAGCGACAGCCGUCCAAGCCUCUGAGCGAACGGACCAACAGCUCGGACUCAGAGAGGUCCCCGGAGCUGGGCCACAGCACACAGCUUCUCAGGAAGGCCGUGUACGAUCAGCUGAACCAGAUCCUGGUGUCGGACUCGGCGCUGCCAGAGAGCCUGAUCCUGGUGAACGCCACGGACUGGCAGGGGCAGUACGUUGCAGAGCAGCUCCAGGUGCAGAGGCACCCGGUGGUGUGCACGUGUUCGCCGGCUGAAAUCCAGGCGGUGCUGUCGGCCGUGCUCACGCGCAUCCAGAAAUUCUGUAACUGUAACUCGUCCAUGCCCAGAGCCGUGAAGGUGGCGGCGGUGGGCAGUCAGAGCUACCUCGGGGCCAUCCUGCAGUUCUUCGUCACCCAGCUCGCCAACAAGACCUCGGACUGGCUCAACCACAUGCGCUUCCUGGUGGUGCCUCUGGGCUCCCAUCCAGUCGCUAAGCACCUUGGAGCCCUUGACAACCGCUACAACGCCUCCUUCCUGGACGGGGCCUGGAGAGACGUGUUCAGCCGCUCGGAGCCGCCGCAGACAGAUCAGCUGGACGUCGCAGGUAGAAUCUCCCAGUACAUCAGCGGGGCAACUGUGACGCAUCAGCUGCCCAUCGCCGAGGCCAUGCUCACCUGCAAACACAGGACGCGAGAGGAGGAGUCCUACCAGAAGUUCAUUCCUUUCAUUGGGGUGGUGAAGGUCGGCCUCAUCGAGUCCGGCUCUUCUCUGACAGACACGGAGGAGGGCGUGGCUGUGAGCCUCGCCGUCCCCUCCACGUCCCCCCCGUCCCACGGCUCCCCCUCUGGGAUGAUCAAGGAGGCGGCCACUCCGCCCUCCUCCCCCUCCAUGGGCAGCGUCCUCACAGUACAAGGAAGCCCCAGCAUGUCUCACGGCGUGGACGCCAUUGGGCUGCAGGUGGACUACUGGUUGGCCUCGCUGGCCGAGAAGCGGCGGGAGGGCGAGCGGCGCGACACCGGCUGCAAGAACACGCUGAAGAGCGCCUUCCGCUCCCUGCAGGUCAGCAGGCUGCCAGGUGGGGGCGCCACCGACCCGCAGGCCCAGGUCAACACUAUGGCCAUGACGGUGGUCACCAAGGAGAAGAACAAGAAGGUUCCCAUCUUCUUGGGAAAGAAGACCAAGGAAAAGGAUGUCGACUCCAAGAGCCAGGUGAUUGAAGGCAUCAGCCGGCUCAUCUGCUCCGCCAAGCCGCAGCAGACCAUCCUGAAGGUGUCGAUAGACGCCGUGGAGUGGAACGACGUGAAGUUCUUCCAGCUCGCCGCCCAGUGGCCCACUCAUGUCAAAUACCUGCCCGUUGGACUCUUCGGUUACAGCAAGCCCCCCUCCUAGGGCCGGGCCACUCUCCACUCCUCGGCUCGACCCCGACCCGAUUCUCCUGGAAGACGUCGAGUGGCUGAACUGUUUUUCUUUCCUCAGUCUCAUGUUCCCUACAGUCGUCUUGUUUCUCUUAGCGGAGGGUUCGGAGACAGAGGAGGUGGUGUCGGGGAGCUGUUACUAGUCACUUUAAGGCCCCUUACAGCGUGUAGGCGUGCGUGCAUGCACACGUGAAUGUACAGUGUGUGUGUGUGUGUGUGUGUGUGUGUGUGUGUGUGUGUGUGUGUGUGUGUGUGUGUGUGUGUGUGUGUGUGUGUGCAUGUUUGCAAGGGGCUCACAGCACAAGUUCAUUAGCUAACUGCCAUUUAUGUUUCCGUUCUAUGGAAUGCAGCCGCAUGCGACAGCUCACAGAUUUCAAGCUCUUGCCCUCUGACCCUCAGCGUUUGACCCGCGACCCUUGGUGAAGACGUGGACGGUCGCCUGGGACCCCCGCAUGCAUGCUCGGCGCCAUCGGGCUGCGCCACGCGCGUGCCACAAAUAGUAUCUCAACACAGAUUUUAUUGCAACGGGGCUUCAGUGUUUGCAUGAGGCAGGAAACACUGGGGAAACUCUGCCCAGAGUCAAAUCAGAGUCUGGCAAGUGUUGAAUUUCUGCUCAACCUGUUUAAACACUGUACAUGUCCUUACAAAUAGACCCAUUCAUAUUUUUAUGCCAAGGGCUUCCGUCUGACAGUUUAACACUUUUAUUUCUGAACCAAAAGAAGUCAUUUGGGUGUAUAAUGACGAAGAUAUAAAAAGAAUAUAUAUAAAUGGGAAGUGUUCUUUUAAUUGCUCUGGUGAAAAAUAGUGAAACCUUCCCUUUAUUGGUGUUUUGUGAUGAAUAGUGUACGUUUAUGUUGAGAGUUACAGAAUCAGGGCAGGGGCUCCUGUGAUGUGCAGUUUUCUUUAUCUUCUUAUUUGCUAUGCACUUAUGGAUAAACAAGGACCGUGUGUGUGCAACUAAAAUAUAGAUGAUCCUUUUAAAAGCAGCCUCGGCCAAAUAUGCAACAGAAAACUGAACGAGGAGGAUGUUAACGAACUACUCGAACUGAAUAUGACUUUAUUGGCAACAGAUUGGCAACUUUUAAAGCAACAACCACAGUGAACAGAAUUCACUGUGUAAUGAACGCGAUAUAUAAAUGGAGCAUCUGGGUUUCAGUUACAUGGGCUCUGGUCUGCAUCGUGCUUUCUCUAGGAUCUUGUGAGGUGAUUAGUGACUGUACAGUAACUGGUAACAAGUGUGUGUAUGUGGUGAAAUAAGUGUAAUGUGGUCAGAAACAAAACAAAAAUAACUCAGUGGGAAAAAUACUUUUUUACCAUGUGACAGAGUGAGUGAGUAAGUGUGUGUGUGUCUUUGUAGUGUGUCACAAGGCAAAUGCUGAUUUUACCAUCAAAUAACUAAAAACUACUCCAGACUAAAAAGAAAUGUUACUGAAUAAAUUGAUUGGGUUGGUUUUCGGUAGCAGAACGUUUCUCCGCUGGUGGAUUCUAAUGAUGUGUUGAAGGUUUUCAGCUCAUCAGUCUCAUCUGCCUUGUGUCCGCUACACGGUGACGCUCUCCAUCCAUAAAGUAUUAGAACUGUUAUUUUUUUAGUAGUGUUGAUGCCACUGUCUUGGUGACGAGCUCCUUCCUGUGUCCACGUUACAGUCUGCAGCAUCUGUUACACCCAGUUUCAGGCUGAAGGGUUUCAAGCCUCCCAUUUGUUCGCCCUGUUUAAUUCAUGACCAGCUGAACAAACGCUGAUUCGUUUGAUCACUGAUUCCCUUAAUGUUUGAAUGUAUUAAACUUUAUUUACAUGUGCUGCUCUUUUAGUUGUAUGUAACUCAACUAGAUUUUAGUAUAGUUCUCAUGAAUGGGCAACAGCGAAUCUGAAAACCUGUGUGAAAACAGUAAUGCAUCAUGAAACAUGGCGAUCGAUAGCUUGCGUUGCUGACAACUACUCAAGGGCUUGAGAGACAGACUGAGGGAUGGACUCUGCAAAGAGGCUGGAUUCAGUUAUUCCUGGACAAUAAGGUUACUUAUACAAAAUGAGAAAGAAUCUAGUAAAAUGAAGUAAAACAGUACCUUCACCAAGAGAGAGUACAAUCAUUUCACGCCUAAAUUCCCCCAUACGUGAUCUUUUUAUUGUAAAAAACUGUAUUAGGCGUCACAACCAAGCUGUUUUAAUGCCUUAAUGAAAAGAUCAUUUUUACCAAUGAGUUUUUUAGGUUUGUGUAAAAUAUAUGAUGAUUGUUUUUGCAGCUGGUUACAAACAGUACGUAGCUUUGCUGUAAAUUGAGAUGAUGAGUCAUUAAAAAGGAUAAAAGAGGUUUUCGCCAUUAAAAUUAAGACAUUAACGGCUCACUUGCGUGUUAAUACAUUAAUUACCUAACGCAUUAAGAGCUUUUUGCUUUUGUUCUUUAUUUACUUUUCCCCUCACAACGUCACAGUCGCAUCCUCUGAUGAAAUGUCAGGUCCAGUAACCGUUACAAGCAGCCUUUACUAACGAAUAGCUCCUCACUAGUAGUGCUCAUCAGAUCAUUGCAGUGAUGUAAAUCUGUAGCCUUUUGUAAAUGGUUUGUGGAUGUACUUUGUGCUCGCACCCAGUCACUGAUUAAACUCAAAUUGGAGUCAGUACUCUGUCAUUAGAGCGACCACACAGACCAAAUCCCUCACCAACGUAAGGCAUGAAAAUUGGAUAAUGCCCAGAAAUCUCUGUUUGUUUUUGGGUGCUGCUGAACAAUAAAGUGAUCCUAGUUUUUCAGUGUUCUCCAUCCUCUGCUGUUGUUCUAGUAACAUUUAGACCAGUGUCUCUUUGAAAUCGCUGGGUGUUUUGUACGUCUUGAACUCGUUCCUGUGUGUUUUUUACCUGUACCUCUGUACCUGUGAAGCUGUGACGAUGGUUUCUCUGUCUGUGAGUGACAGUGGCUUAGAGACUAGGAGCUGUUUGGUCCAUCAAUAAUUUCUGUCAGUGAUCAGCAGUCUUUUCUCUCCACCAUCCUCAGAGGCGCGUCACUCUGAUGAUGGCAGUUCUUCACCAGGCUUCGCUAAGCUUAGCUGCUCACAUCACCUUAAAGCUCUCCACAGCUUGUAAAUUUGCCAUCUGUCUUCAUGGGAACAGUAUUUGCUCAUGAAAGCAUUCUGCCUGACGAGGUUCUGCUGGGAGCAGAGCUUCCCAAGCUCGUGGAUGUGUGAAGACGAUUUUUGCACAUGCCAUUGUUUCUUCAGCUUAUUUGCCUUUUGCCUAUAACAAUAAUUAUAAUAAACGAUGAGGCUUGUACAUAUCAGAUACUUGUUACAUUGUACUUAGUUCUUUUUGUCUCAGUUUUGUUUGUUUAUGUUCAUUCAACAUGUUUUGUAUUACUGCUUUUUCAUGAUUCAUUUGUCAGUCAAACAGAUGUAUAAUGAAAAGUGAAAGUGUUUAUUGUUUCAUUCAUUUUUUUAAUAAAAUCCUCCUGAUUUGUUUUCUCUG